AAAGAGAUCAUGGCGCUGCCCUGUUUGCCUCCAGCUGACUGCCGCUUUGCACACUCAGGACUGCAGUGUUACACUCCUGGAGUGCUGCAGUGCUCCUGAUCCAGUUCAGGAUUUGGGGCUAUCUGUGCCCCUUGUUGCUAGCCCCGCCCCUCAUUGAGUGAUUGCUGGGAUUGCUGUGACUUACAUAAGGACCCUGCUGCAAGAAGAACUGGCUUGCCCAAGCUCCUUUUUGUGAUGUUUUUAGGUGGUGUUAUAUUGUGCCAGAGGAAUCAUUCACGUUGUAUCAAGCUGUGUCAAAGAGACAGCGUCACAGUCAGAUGAGCAGGUAACCUGUCUGCUGCUAGAUAAGCAGAGUUCCAUGGAUACAGGGGCAAUCAUGCAGGACAGAGGUGAAGGUGCACCCUGAAUAAAGUGGAACUCUGUCCCGUAAACAUUCCAACAGAACAGUUCCUCUUCCAACUCCCUCCCAACUACUGAUGAAAUCCAAACAGCCCUCUGGGAACAACAGUCAGCAAACAAGCAAGGACAAGAAUAAGAAGACAAGCUCAGAAAAAGAGACGUUUAAAUACCAGUCAUGGAAAUGUCCAGCACAGUUAUUUUGCUGGGUUUGCUGGCCAUUCUGCUAUUGGUGAUCAGACAGAGAAGUAGAGCUUAUAAACUUCCUCCAGGACCUCGUGCUCUGCCUCUACUUGGCAAUGUCCUCACCCUGGACCACCGUGCCCCAUUUAAGACCUUUCUGAAGUUGAGUAAGAUCUACGGGCCUGUCAUGACAGUAUAUUUGGGACCCCAGCGAGUGGUUGUGUUGGUGGGCUAUGACACAGUGAAGGAGGCACUCAUAGACCAGGCGGAUGACUUCAUAGGCAGAGCACCAGUUGCUUUUGCUCAGACAGUUUUGAAAGGCUAUGGUCUUUUGAUCAGUAAUGGAGAGCGCUGGCGUCAGCUCCGACGUUUCACUCUCACUACGCUGAGAGAUUUUGGGAUGGGACGCAAGAGGAUGGAGGAGUGGAUUCAAGAGGAGAGCAAACACCUUCUGGACUCUUUCAGAGAAACCAGCUGUGUUCCAUUUGACCCCACGUUCCACCUGAGCCGGGCUGUGUCCAACGUGAUCUGUGCACUCGUGUUUGGGCAGCGGUUCAGCUAUGAUGACAGCAACUUCCUUCAUCUGCUCAACAUCAUCUCUGGAGUCUUACGCUUCGCCAGCAGUGGAUGGGGACAGUUGUACAAUGUCUUCCCACGACUGAUCAAACUCCUUCCGGGUUAUCACCACUCCUUUAUGGAGGAGGUGGAGGAGGUCAGGACCUUUGCUUUGGGCAAAGUCCAAAAGCACAUGGAGACACUUGACCCCAGUGACCCCCAAGACUUCAUCGACUGUUUCCUUAUUCGACUCAAGAAGGAGAAGGACAGUCCCAGUACGGAGUUCCACUAUGAUAAUAUGAUAGCGACGAUCCUCAAUUUGUUCCUGGCUGGAACUGAGACCACCAGCACUACUGUUAGAUACACUCUGUUGUUACUGAUCAAGUACCCUCAAAUACAGGAGCACAUGCAGGAAGAGAUUGACACUGUGAUUGGACGAGACAAGUCCCCUUCAAUGGAAGACAGGAAGUCCCUCCCCUUCGUUGACGCAGUCAUUCAUGAGGUUCAGCGCUAUGUGGAUCUUGUGCCACUUAAUGUUCCCCAUUAUGCCCUGCAUGACAUCAUGUUCAGAGGUUACACCAUUCCCAAGGACACAGUGAUUUUUCCCAUGCUGCACUCUGUUCUGCGGGAUGAGACACAUUGGGAGAGUCCCUGGUCAUUCAACCCCACACAUUUCCUGGAUAAGAAUGGCAACUUUAAAAAGAACCCAGCCUUCCUCCCCUUUUCUGCAGGUAAGCGCUCAUGUGUGGGGGAGUCUCUGGCACGUAUGGAGCUCUUUAUUUUCAUCGUGUCUCUGCUCCAGCAUUUCACCUUCAGCACUCCAGGUGGCCCAGACAGCAUUGAUCCCACUCCUGAAAUCAGUGGCUUCGCCAGCCUGCCCCGCAAGUACCAGCUCGUUGCCUCCACCCGCUGACCAAACUCAGUACUGCAGGCUUAAUAAUGACAAAUUACACAAUCUACCUGAAAAAAUUAAAACAUCUACCUGAAAUUUAAGCAAACAUAAAUUGUUAAAUAUUUUCAGAUAUUUCUAUAUGUAAGGUGAUAGGAAAUAUUCUAAAUAUGUAAACACCCACCUAAAAUUAAGUAUUAAUAUAUCUUAUUUUCAUUUAAACUUUGUUUAUAUAUUAUAUAUGAGUCUGAUAAAUAAGAAUGAUUAUUUAGAUAAUUCUUAUGCUUGGCAUGUUUUGAAUCUUCAUAAGUAUACUGUACUACCAGAUGUGAGAGGCUGCGUGGAAUAGCAUUCUGAUAGUGAUAUUACCUUUUGUUAUCUGAAAUAAUCCUGAUUAAGACAUCAAAUCCUACACUUAGCUUUCCAUGUGCAAGCCAUUAUUAGUAAAUGUAAAGAGGUUUGUACAAAGCGUUCAUGAAGAUUAAAGAGGGGCUUGGAUCAGAGAGUGUUCAGUGCAGUUGGGUUCACUUGUGUAUCUCACACACACACACACGACCUUAAAGUCAGAGCCAGAGAAGCUGAGGCAGUAAGCUGUGGGUAUUGGGUUGAACGUGCUGUCCAUCCGGCCAGUUCCCUGAUGCUCUCACUCUCUCCUACUACAUAUACAUGAGUAGAUAGAGAGUUAAGGUAUCCCAGUAAAGGUAUCCCAGUAGUUAAGUUAAGGUAUCCCAGUACAGUUAAGGUAUCCCAUUACAGUUAAGGUGUCCCUGUACAGUUAAGAUGUCUUUUACUGUACAACUGCCAAUUCAGGUCAUUCGAAAAAGGCAAAAAGUAUUCAAGUGUCAGAAUAUUUUUUUUGCUAUACAGUCUUCAGAAAACUUAUGCAGUUUCUGUCUAGGUAUGAUAUUAACUUCUUAGAAUUCAUUACUGUGAUUAUUUCAACAUAUUCAGUAAAAAGUGCUUUUUUUACUUUCUGUAAACUGAAAAUGAGGAAUUCAAGAUGUU
Messenger RNA from Electrophorus electricus (electric eel), 3028 nucleotides. NCBI's taxonomy places the organism in Eukaryota, Metazoa, Chordata, Actinopteri, Gymnotiformes, Gymnotidae. The record is from RefSeq and is a predicted model, not a curated record.